UGUUUAAGUGAUUACAAUUUGUGUGUUGUUAUUUCCGGGGCUAAGCUAGCUGUGUGGGAGCCAGGCGGGAUGAAAAGCAGGCCUGCUCGCCUCCUGCCCGCCGCCUGCUUGCCUCAUCACUACUGACUUCCUCUUGCAUAAGGGAAUACGGGCAGCUCUGAACGAGGGAGCCUCAGGUUGGAGCCCUCUCCUAGGUUGCCUGAGGAGAGACUUCACAAGGGGGUACCUAGUGGAUGAUUCAUGGCUUUGGUGCGGGUCACAUACCAGAAGGGAAGAAGGAGGCCUGAGCAGGGCUGCUUCUGGUCCUUGCCAGCUGGGUGCCACUGGGAAACCCUGUAGCCCAAGAUAACACAGUUUAUAUGCCCUUAACACUGGCAUGGUGACAAUUUAAGCUUCCGUAGUACAAAGGAGAGUGCCCUUGACAUCCCAUUAAAGCCGCACCAUCAUCCCGGAGCUGGUGUUAGUAACCUCAUCUUACAGGACAAGGAACUGGUUCCAGAAGCAGCGUCACUUGUCAAGGGUGCAUGGCCAGGAAGAAGGACAGUGUGGCUGAGUUGGGCCUGGGUGUCGGGCUACAGCUGGGAUCAGGGCGAGAGUGAAGCUGGGCCUGAGACGAGCAGAACUGCUUUCACUUGGGGCUGAGGCUGGAGCAGGACCCGGUUGUUUGCCUCUCCCACCAUGUGCCUCUGCCUCUGGCAUCCUCCAGGUCUUCUCAUUUCUCUAGACAAGGACCCAAUCAACCACUGAGUGCCUAGUGAUGGCACAGCAGCUCGCCUGGGGGCAAGGCAUCACCCUGCGCAGGAGCGCGGAGAUCGUGACCGAAUUUUUCUCAUUUGGCAGCAACAGCAUUUUGUAUCAGCGUGGCAUAUAUCCGUCGGAAACCUUUACUGGAGUGCAGAAGUAUGGACUCACCCUGCUUGUAACUACUGACCCGGAGCUCAUAAAGUAUCUCAGUACUGUGGUGGAGCAGCUAAAAGAUUGGCUCUACAAGUGCUCGGUCCGGAAACUGGUGGUGGUCAUCUCCAAUAUUGAAAGAGGUGAGGUCCUUGAAAGAUGGCAGUUUGACAUUGAGUGUGACAGAACUACAAAAGAAGAUGGUGUUUGUCGAGAAAAGUCACAGAAAGCCAUCCAGGAUGAAAUCCGUUCUGUCAUCGGGCAGAUCACAGCGACUGUGACUUUUCUGCCACUGCUGGAAGUUUCUCGUUCAUUUGAUCUGCUGAUUUACACCGACAAAGAUUUAGUUGUACCUGAAAAAUGGGAGGAAUCAGGGCCCCAGUUCAUUACCGAUUCUGAAGAAGUCUGUCUACGCCUGCUCAUUCACUACCACAAUCCACAAAGCGAACUGUAUGGCGGCCUACAAAAUCCCUGCCACUGACUGAAGAGAAGGUAAAGAAAGCCAGGAUCCUUGUUUGAUAAAUGUUCCUCGUUGUUCCAUUUCAUGGGUUCCUCCUGGACUUGCCAUAAAGUCAGCACAACCAGACUGCUGCACGUCAAGGCGAACCGACAGAUUUUUGUCAACAUUGUGGAGUGGAGUCCUUUAAAAGUGGUCAUGGUAGGUAGGAAUUCUUUUGUUAGAAAGCUAAAUGAAUCCCUAACCGUUUAGCUCAGCAAUCUUGACCAGGAUAUAGAGAAGCAUAUAAUGUACAUACAGCAAAAGGCACCGAGGCUUUGUUUAGUUCUGGGAGUCAUGAACACUGCCUUACCGUGUCCUUUUAUCAUUUCUCUUUGUCUAUAGACCCCAUAUUGAAAUACAUGCUAAUUCAUUGAUUUUAGUGUAUAUACCAUGAACUCACAAAGCAGUUGAUACUGAUUAGUUUCUGUAAUAAAGAACUCUUGUUUUUAAUGUUUUAUAUAUAAAAAAAAAGCAGAUUGAGCAAACCAUCACGAGUAAGCCAGUAAUCAGCACAGCUCCAUGACCUCCGCAUUAGUGCCUGCCCUGCUUGAGUUCCUGUCCUGUUGAGGGGCUACCCUGUGGAAGUGUAAGCUAAACAAACCCUUCCCUCUCCAGCUUGCUUUUUGGUCACAGCGUUUCCCUGCAGCAGUAGCAACCCUGACCAGGACAUCAACCCUUGUGUUGGCUUAGUCUCUCUGGCAGUGUGAAUAUAUCCUAAUCCUAGGAAGCAGAAGGAGGGAGGGUAGAGGGUGCUAACAGAAGAAAGUGAGCUAGGAGAGGGCAAGCAGGAUGCCAAGUCCUGAAGGUGAACUGGGGAGGGGUGAUGAGGGAGAGAGCACCCCACAAAGAACAUGUCAGGCAGAGCUCAACAGAUCCGGGCGUCAGAAAAGCUCAAUCUGGGGUUGGAGAUAGACCUCUGCCGUGUAAGCAGGAGAACUGAAUUUGAUCCUUAGCAAACAAGUAAAAUCUGCUCAUGGUA
Molecule: messenger RNA, 2372 nt
Organism: Arvicola amphibius (Eurasian water vole)
Lineage: Eukaryota; Metazoa; Chordata; Mammalia; Rodentia; Cricetidae
Product: mitotic spindle assembly checkpoint protein MAD2A-like
Exons: 2
Coding region: 758-1375 (205 amino acids)
Biological process (GO): mitotic spindle assembly checkpoint signaling
Cellular component (GO): kinetochore; nucleoplasm; cytoplasm
Source: RefSeq, a predicted model, not a curated record